Sycon ciliatum is the source of this 2615-nucleotide messenger RNA. Its product is annotated as lysosomal acid glucosylceramidase-like. The transcript has 9 exons. Gene Ontology annotation, biological process: glucosylceramide catabolic process. Gene Ontology annotation, molecular function: glucosylceramidase activity. The record is from RefSeq and is a predicted model, not a curated record. NCBI's taxonomy places the organism in Eukaryota, Metazoa, Porifera, Calcarea, Leucosolenida, Sycettidae. The coding region runs from base 553 to 2148 and encodes 531 amino acids.
ACAAGUGUCAGUCGAAGCCGAAGGCGAAGGGCCACUUCAAAAUCUUCCAUGGUCUGCUAGCUGCACCGCCUGUUCACACAAAUCGAAUGAAUAUUAUUAAUUUUUUUGGUAGUCACUUGUCGGUCGCUCCUGUCCGGAAAUCUUGUGAACCUUUGGCUUUGUAAGAGUUGUACCGGUAACAGUGCUUCACGAGUGCUGAUGAAACGAUCAGUUGGGAGAGAGUUGAUACUGUAAAUAUUCGUAAAAGAAUCACUUGUUGUUAAAAAAGUGUAUUAAAAAAAUACGCUUGUACUUUGAAACUGCAAGAAGCCUCAACCCUACUUCUGACUUGUACUUUGCCCAUUCAGAUUGAUUCUUGGCAAUUUCGUAUCCAUGUCAGAUACAGAACUGUGAGCGUCUACAUUAUACUUUCUGCGGUGUGUACGCAGAUUUACUGGCUUCAAAUUAAAUUCGAUACUGGACGUGGUGUGGACACUGUCACAUACACAGUCUUGUGCUAUUGGAAUCAUCCGGAUUGACAGUAAGGCCUAGUACAGUACCUGGGCACCGGUCAUGGGAGCUGUUCGUGUCUGUGCUCUCCUCAUUUGGGCAUUGCUCAUGCAAGUGAACUGCUGCUGUUCUACAGCGUGUACACGGCGCGACGCUGCAGAUGGAUUUGUAUGCGUGUGCAAUGGGCAGAGUUGUGAUAGCAUUCCAACGCUGGUGCACACGGCGGGCGCAGCGGCUAUCGUGGAAUCCGGGCAAACAGUUGGCGUGAUGCAGCAGUCAUCGGUCGCUUUCAAUCGAUCUGCGCCGUCUGGUGGAUCGGCACACAUCACGCUCAACACCACGCGUCACUAUCAGGAGCUGCUGGGCUUCGGUGGAGCAUUCACAGAUGCUGCAGGGCUGAACAUUCGCUCGCUGAGCACGGAAGCACAGAAGAAUCUAAUGAUGUCAUACUUCUCCCACACAACGGGCAUCAAAUACACUGUGGGCCGCGUGCCAAUGGCAAGCUGUGACUUUUCCACUCACCAAUACUCCUAUGAUGACUCACCAGGGGAUUUUGAGCUCGCAAACUUCACCCUGACCGGCGAGGAUUUGCAACUGAAAAUUCCGCUCAUCCAACUGGCAGGCGAGCUGGCUGGUAAGCCACUGAGGCUGUUCGGAAGCCCAUGGUCGGCGCCGGCGUGGAUGAAGACAAACGAUAACAUGAGCGGACGCGGCUGGCUGAAAGGAGCGGUAGGGGACAAGUACCAUAAAACCUGGGCACUCUACUUUGUUCGGUUCAUGGAGGAGUACGCCAAGCACAACUUAACUUUCUGGGGAUUGACUGUUCAGAACGAGCCAGCUGAUGGCUUCAUCCCGUUCUUCCCGUUCCAGAGCAUGUACUUCUCUGCGGAAACAGAAAGGGACUUUGUGAAGACAGACUUGGGGCCGACUCUUGCCGCCCAUGGCCACCAAGAUGUGAAACUGAUGAUCUUGGACGAUCAGCGUAUCUUCUUACCUGGCUUUGCCAAGACUGUGCUGAGUGACCCUGACGCAGCCAAGUAUGUCUCCGGAGUAGCUGUGCAUUGGUAUCUGGACGCUGUAGCCAGCAGCAGUGACCUGGAGGAAACACAUGACAGCUUUCCUGAGAAGUUCAUAUUUUCCAGCGAGGCAUGCGAAGGAUCUGAGCCGCUCAGUCGCGGUGUCAAACUGGGUAGUUGGUCACGUGCUGAGUCGUACGCGCAUGAUAUUAUCACGGAUCUAAAUCAUUGGGUAGUGGGCUGGACUGACUGGAACCUGGCCCUGAAUGGUACUGGUGGACCUAACUGGGCACACAAUUAUGUGGACAGUCCUAUCAUAGUCAACCCUUCCAAAGACGAGUUCUACAAACAGCCUAUGUACUACGCAAUUGGACACUUCAGUGCAUUCAUCCUGCCGGGAUCUGUGCGCAUCCAUACUGAUCUCUCCGAGCCGUUCCUCUCCUGGGACCUGGAGACGGUUUCCUUUUUGACUCCAGCUGCAAUAUCUGGCUUGCAGCAGGAUCUCGUGACCACUGUCAUUCUGAACAAACACAAUACAGCUCAGACCGUUGUAUUUUACGACCCAAGCGCUGGCUACAUUGAGCGCGACGUUCAGGCAAACUCUAUUGUUACGAUCCAGUACCCACUGCGCUCGCAAGCGUAGCUAAUUGACCCCUGUGCUUUUCUGCCGCAGUAACAAUCUCAUGGUCUGAAGACUGUUGCUUGUGCUGGUAAGCCACAGGUACGGUACCCAAUGCACAGCCUGCACACGUGCCUCGUCUUGCCAACAUAUUUGUUCCUUUUGCUUUUUCAGCAGCCAACCAGUUACUUCACUUGUAUGCUAUUUUAACAAUCCAAGUCCAUUUUAGUUUAUAUUUAUCAUCAGGAGUUUGUUUAGAACUACAACUUCUAUAGACAUGUACAUGUAUAGUCCUAACACUUUCGAAGCCGUUGUUUUGGGUAUUUUAUACUUUAGCAAGCCCGAAAUUUGACAAUCAAGACAACAUUAAAGUUUACUGCAGCGGCUUAUUUCUUCUCUUAUCUCCUACUUGCAUCAAUGUGCAAGCUUGAAGACAAAACACAAUCGCACGUCAUAAUUAUGGCAUUUUCAGCACGAAUUGUGUAGACCAA